AUGUACAAUGCAGAAGCAUUUAGUCAUUUUGCUAGUCUACUAGGAAAACCAUUGUAUAUGGACACAAUCACGGAAGAAAGAGAACACAUCACAUAUGCUAGGAUAAACAUUGAAUUGCACCCUAAAAGUACUCUACCAGCAAAAAUGACAGUUAUUGACAGAAGAGUAACCUGUAUAACAUGGCAAUUCAUAUACCAUGUGUCUGGGACAACAAAGAGUUCAAGGGGUUUGAAGCACCAGGACACUGUUCAAACCAUUGUUCAAACCAUAGAGGGUGAUGAUGUGAUUGAUUGUGUUAACAUUAAUAAUCAACUUGCAUCCAACCAUCGUCCUAUAGAUGAUAAUACUAAAGAUUUAGAGACGGAACGUAGCUCUUACCCCGUUGAAAUCAAAAUGGAGUCAACAUCCAAUGGAGAAAUAUCUCAAGGAUGGCAAAAAUACGGAAAAUGCCCAGAAGGAACUGUUCCCAUUAGAAGGAGUACAAAUUCUAUCACUCGUAAACACCCUUCGCCUCAUUUCAAUAGUAGCUUAUUUCUAGGCAUUGACGGACAGGUGCACGAGUAUGCUGUAGUCCAAAAUUAUGGUCGCUUAUUUGGAGCAAGUGCAACGUUUACGGUAUGGAAACCUGAAGUCGAACAUAAUGAAUUUAGUCUAGCUCAAAUAUGGAUUAGUUCGGGAGAUGAUGAAAACAUGAAUACCAUUGAAGUCGGAUGGAUAGUUUCUCCAAGAAGAUAUGGUGAUGAUCAACCAAGAUUAUUCACAUUUUGGACAAGAGAUGGUUACAAUACUACAGGUUUUUAUGACCAUGAUUGCGCUGGAUUUGUACAAAUUAAUUUCAGCAUUCAACUUGGUCAACCCAUUUUUCCUUCCACUCUUGGAGGGCAAUUAACUUUCCUAACAAUUAUGGUCUACAAGGAUGAUGCUGAGCAUGGACACUGGUGGCUAGAUGUAAAUGGUAUUCUCAUAGGAUAUUUUCCUAAGAAUCUCUUCACUUCAUUGAGUGAAUAUGCUGAUAGAGUGGAUUUUGGUGGAGAGAUUCUUAAUAAAGAAAAUGAAGGUCACCACACAACUACUCAAAUGGGAAAUGGACUAUAUGCCCAUGAAAAUGGAACAAGUACUGUAUCUGAAAUUAAAGUUUAUGACCAAUACAGAAAUCCAGUUGAAGAAUUGCAUGAAGUUUUUAUGACAGCUAGUCCAUGUUAUGGUGCACUUGUUUUUGGUAAUUCUAUAUUUUACGGAGGAACUGGUUAUUCUGCAAUCUGUCCUUAA
Molecule: messenger RNA, 1269 nt
Organism: Impatiens glandulifera
Lineage: Eukaryota; Viridiplantae; Streptophyta; Magnoliopsida; Ericales; Balsaminaceae
Exons: 8
Coding region: 1-1269 (422 amino acids)
Source: RefSeq, a predicted model, not a curated record